Molecule: messenger RNA, 249 nt
Organism: Caenorhabditis briggsae
Lineage: Eukaryota; Metazoa; Nematoda; Chromadorea; Rhabditida; Rhabditidae
Exons: 2
Coding region: 1-249 (82 amino acids)
Source: RefSeq, a predicted model, not a curated record
AUGCCUCGUUUGGCCCGGUUCUGGGAUUCCUUGGAAAAUGAUAACUUAUUCGAUACAGUUCCUCAACCUCCAAAACCUACAGUAACCCGAUUCCAACAGCAAUGGCUGACAAGUCUUGCAAACGCUCGAGACGACGAGUUACAAACAAUUUUAUAUGCAAAACCACUUCUUCCAACACCUGAAUCAAUUGUACAAUUGCCCGAUGAGGAAUUUUAUGGAGCCAAGAAAAUCUCGGUCGGCUACAGGUGA